AUGGCCGCCGUUUCCCGCCCGCACUUCGACUCCGGCCUUAAACGCUGGAACCCCGACGACGACAGCAUCUACGUCCUCAACCGCGGCGACGUCGCCAAAGAGCGCGCGCGCCUCGAGUACAACCACCACAAGAUCUGGCUGCCUCUCUGCGGCGGCCUCUGCCCGCCGCAGAUCCUCGCGCACCUGCGCCAGCUCCCGGCGCCGCGGGUCGCCGAGCUCGCGACCGGCACGGGCAUCUGGCUGCGCGACAUGGCGGCGCAGCUGCCCUCGACGGCGGAGCUGCGCGGCAUCGAUAUGGACACGACCAAGUUCCCGCCCGCGUCGGAGCUGCCGAAGAACAUGACGAUGAUGCAGCACAACGCGCUGAAACCGUUUCCGAAGGAGAUGCACGGGACGUUUGACAUGGUGCACGUGAGACUAAUAUCGUUGGGGAUGAAGAAGGAUGACUGGGCAGUUGUGGCGAAGCAUUUGUAUGCGUUACUGAGGCCGGGUGGCUAUUUGCACUGGGAGGAGGUGGGGGAUUCUGUGUGGAGGGUUAUUCCGCCCAGCAAGGCUUUUGACGAGUGGAUGAGGAUUGGGACGUUGUGGUCCAUGAAGGUCGGACGAGAUCCUUUCAUGCCCGCCCGUCUGCCGCUCGUCGUCCAAGACGCAGGGUUUGUGGACGUGGACGAGAAGAUUUUCAACUCCUUCGGCACCAGGGACAUGCUGCGCGAGCCGAUGCUCAAGAUCUCCAAAGAGCUGGUCCGGCCGGUGAUGCUCUGCGUGCUCGAGGACGGCGGGCUGGAGACGAUGCAGUCUGAGAAGGACAUUGACAGGCUGCAAGAGGAGAUCCGUCGUGAUGUUGAGGAGAAUGGGGUCAAGUUUGGGUUUUACUACAGUUGGGUCUGGGCGCGGCAUCCCUGA
This is a messenger RNA of Colletotrichum chrysophilum, 903 nucleotides long. RefSeq lists its product as uncharacterized. The record is from RefSeq and is a predicted model, not a curated record. The transcript has 2 exons. Bases 1 to 903 code for a protein of 300 amino acids. NCBI's taxonomy places the organism in Eukaryota, Fungi, Ascomycota, Sordariomycetes, Glomerellales, Glomerellaceae.